Molecule: messenger RNA, 1341 nt
Organism: Nelumbo nucifera (sacred lotus)
Lineage: Eukaryota; Viridiplantae; Streptophyta; Magnoliopsida; Proteales; Nelumbonaceae
Product: vignain-like
Biological process (GO): proteolysis
Molecular function (GO): cysteine-type peptidase activity
Source: RefSeq, a predicted model, not a curated record
AACCCAGUUUCCCAUAGACUCAAAUCCCCAUCUUCUGUGGCUGUGGAUGUUAUCAAAUUCACCAAAGCAAUGGCGAUUGGAAGGAUUGCUUUAGUUGCUUUGACGACAUUGGUUCUGGUUCUUAGCCUGGCCGAGAGCUUGGAGUUUCACGAAAAGGACCUGGCUUCGGAAGAAAGCCUCUGGAAGCUGUAUGAGAGGUGGAGGAGCCACCACACUGUUUCCCGAGACCUGUCGGAGAAGCACAAACGUUUUAAUGUGUUCAAAGAGAACGUCAACUACAUUCACAACUUCAACAAGAAGGAUGCCCCCUACAAGCUAAAACUUAACAAGUUUGCCGACAUGACAAACCAUGAGUUCAGGAGCUUCUACGCUUCCUCCAGAGUAAAUCACCACAAGAUGCUCCGAGGAAGCCGACGCGGAACUGGGGGGUUCAUGUAUGAGAAGGAGGACAAUCUCCCCCCAUCUGUCGACUGGAGGGAGAAAGGAGCAGUCACUCCUGUGAAAAACCAAGGCCAAUGCGGUAGUUGUUGGGCAUUUUCAACUGUGGUUGCAGUUGAAGGUAUAAACAAAAUCAGAACGAAUGAGCUUGUCACUCUGUCCGAACAGGAGCUGGUCGACUGUGACAAAACCGAAAACCAAGGUUGUAAUGGGGGACUAAUGGACUAUGCAUUUGAAUUCAUCAAGAACACUGGAGGGCUAACCUCAGAGGAGAUUUAUCCUUACAGAGCUGAAGAUGGGAGUUGUGAAGCAUCAAAGAAAAAUUCUCCUAUGGUGACAAUUGAUGGGCAUGAGAACGUCCCUGCUAACGACGAGGAUGCAUUGAUGAAGGCUGUGGCAAACCAACCUGUAUCUGUCGCCAUAGAGGCUGGUGGUCUCGACUUCCAAUUCUACUCAGAGGGGGUAUUCACCGGAUCCUGUGGCACGGAACUUGACCAUGGAGUGGCAAUUGUGGGCUAUGGAACGACUGUUGAUGGGACUAAAUAUUGGAUAGUGAAGAACUCAUGGGGACCUGAAUGGGGAGAGAAAGGCUAUAUAAGAAUGCAACGAGGUGUCUCUGCCAAAGAGGGAAUCUGUGGUAUAGCCAUGGAAGCAUCAUAUCCCAUCAAAUACUCUCCAAAUCCUGCUAAGACAUCCUCUCUCAAGGAUGAGCUCUGAAAGAAUUGAUCAUCAUCGCAUGUAAAAGUAAAACCCAUAAAUUUGACUCACAAAUCUGAUGCAUAUGUUAAGUCAUAUUAACAUCUUUGGUUAUGUAUCUUGUUAGUUUGUAAAUAAAGACUUUCAAUUAUUUGAAAGAAUGAACUGAACAUAUUCAGUUCCUUAUAAACAUAUGCCUUAGUUACA